CUUCAACAUCCAUAAACCCCAGCACCAGACACUCAAUGGCUGAAGCUCCCAGCGCCUCGGAGUUGAGAACAGACGAGGGUCCUCUCCCGCGCCUCUUAGCCCAACAAAUCCAAUGUCGACAACCACUGAUCCUCCCCUGGCACCGCUAUAAGACCGUUCGCUUGGGCACGCUCUUUCACACCUCACGACACAAUACUCCGGACCCAUGGGCCAACAGCAACACCGAGGACUCACCCUUCGAUCUGCUAGAUCUGGCGCGCGUGCCGAAACGCGUGGAUCGGGAGAUCGGGGGCCGGGCCUCGUACCAAUCCCACCACACGGCCACCACAGCCGAGACACGCGACCAUCUCGCCUUGGGGUUCACAGCCGGAGUGGGGCUGCCUUUUCUGGCUGAGGUCAGUGUCAAGGGGACGUAUGACUCCGAUGUGCAGAACAAUGAGGAUGCUGACAAAACGUCUCUCCAUUCCUCCAUCCGAGCCGGAACAGUGAUGCUCGCCCGCCAGCCCAACCUCACGAUGGAGGCAGCAAUGACUCUAAAGUACGGCGGUGGACUGCAUCGCUUUAAGGAGCGAUACGGCGACUACUAUCUGGCCGCGUAUCGGUUUGGCGGCGAUACCGCAUUGCUGAUCAGCGGGUCGACCAGCCAGACGGCGGAGAAAGAGAAUGUCGGCAUCACGGUCACGGUGGACGUGUUGCUGGUGGAAACCAGCGAGACGUGGAACUCUGCCAUGCAGAAAUUCUCGAAUUGUAGCUCUCUCCGAUUGAUUGGUUAUGACACGCUGGACGCCCGGAGUUGGAACUGCGCGACAGCGAACAGGGAAGGCCCCGGCGGCGACGCGUUUCAGGCGCAGGCGGAGGAGCUGAUUACUCGGGCGCAGGCGUUGGCAGAUCGGGUUGAGGAGCGGUUGGAUGAGCUCGAUGUGUUGGAUGGCGAUGAGUUGGACUUUGCCAAGUGUGACGAGUUGACGGCGGCGAGCUUGGUGGUAGAGCUCAUCCUGUUGCCUGUGGGGAAUCUCCGCGAGGUGAUGCGCUGGAAGCUGAAUGACGAUGCUUUGUGAGAGGACAAUGAAUGAUGAUGGAUGCUUCGAAUGCGCUUGGAAGUUCAGCGUAGAAGACAGAAUGACGCCAGAUGAGCUCGUGUCGAGUUACCUGGUUCUGCUUUCUCAGCGGCCAAUGGGAAAU
Molecule: messenger RNA, 1182 nt
Organism: Aspergillus homomorphus CBS 101889
Lineage: Eukaryota; Fungi; Ascomycota; Eurotiomycetes; Eurotiales; Aspergillaceae
Exons: 2
Coding region: 36-1058 (340 amino acids)
Source: RefSeq, a predicted model, not a curated record